This is a messenger RNA of Scylla paramamosain (green mud crab), 2603 nucleotides long. RefSeq names its product polypeptide N-acetylgalactosaminyltransferase 1-like. Gene Ontology annotation, molecular function: polypeptide N-acetylgalactosaminyltransferase activity. NCBI's taxonomy places the organism in Eukaryota, Metazoa, Arthropoda, Malacostraca, Decapoda, Portunidae. The transcript has 12 exons. Bases 153 to 1997 code for a protein of 614 amino acids. The record is from RefSeq and is a predicted model, not a curated record. Gene Ontology annotation, cellular component: Golgi apparatus. Gene Ontology annotation, biological process: protein O-linked glycosylation.
UCUUUCCUCGCCUCAGUACCGCUUUCACUCUCCUGGCGGUGAGGUGUACGUUUAGAGCGCGCGUAAACGGGUACCACUUGCUCACUCUCUCUCUUUCUUUCCUGGAACAUGCGGCCGCUGCGGUGACACGGUGUAGGGAUCAGCUUUCAGUCAUGUUCAGGUUAUGGGCGUGCCGGCGGCGUGGGCGAUGGGCGGGCGUGGGCGUGAUGGUGCUGCUGCUGUUUGUGCUUGUUUUCCUCAUCCGGGAGCCGAGAACAAAUUUCGAGGAUGAUUCAGACGUUAUGAUCCCCUUGAAGUCUCGCCACCGUAACCAGGAGGAAUACAUAGACAAACGAGGCAUUCACGUGGUGGUCGGUCACUACAUGGGAGACGAUAUCCCAGGCAAGACAACUCCGAACCUGACAGACGAAAUCCUCAACACAAAUGGUUACUCACCGGAUCCGAAGGCUGGGGCGUUGGGGAGCCCGGUUGAAAUUCCCACCUGGGAUUCGGCUCGCAUGCAGAAGCUGUAUCAUAUUAACCGGUUCAACCUCCUCGCCUCUGACCGCAUCCCAGUUAACCGCACGCUGCCAGACAUCCGGAAGAAGAAGUGCGUGGAGAAGCAGUACCACCUGGAUAAGCUUCCCUCCACCUCCGUCAUCAUUGUCUUCCACAACGAGGCGUGGUCCACUCUGCUGCGCACCGUUCACUCCGUCAUCUCCCGCUCCCCGGCAGCCGUCCUGGAGGAGAUCCUGCUGGUGGACGACGCCUCGGAGAGAAAGUUCCUCAAGGAGCCGCUGGAGGAGUACGUAGCGAAACUCCCUGUGACUGUGCGCGUCCUUCGCUCCCCAACGCGGACAGGAUUGAUAAGGGCGAGGCUGAUGGGCGCUCAGGAGGCGAAGGGUACCGUGCUCACCUUCCUGGAUGCUCACUGCGAGGCCACGGCAGGAUGGUUGGAGCCACUAUUGUCACGCAUCGCCGAGGAUAGAACCCGCGUGGUGUGUCCCAUUAUAGACAUCAUCCACGAGGACACAUUCCAAUACGUGCGGUCCUUUGAGCUGCACUGGGGCGCCUUCAACUGGAACCUUCACUUUCGCUGGUACACUCUGGGCCAACACGAGCUGGAGGGGAGGAAGCGAGACAUCACCGAGGCAUACAGGACUCCAGCCAUGGCGGGGGGACUCUUCAGUAUCCACAAGGACUACUUCUUCCAGCUGGGAUCCUACGACAAGAACAUGGACGUGUGGGGUGGCGAGAACCUUGAGAUGUCCUUCAGGGUAUGGAUGUGCGGGGGAUCAGUGGAGAUCGCGCCCUGCAGUCACGUGGGUCAUGUCUUCAGGAAAAGCUCUCCCUACACCUUCCCGGGGCAGGGGGGCGUGGGAGGCGUCCUGUACCGCAAUCUGGCGCGCGUGGCCCUGGUGUGGUUGGAUGACUGGUCAGAGUUUUACUUCAAGAUCAAUUCAGAGGCGGCGCGGGUGAGGGAUGAUGUCGCAGUGAGGGACAGACUGAUGCUGAGGGACCGUCUGCAGUGCCAUGACUUCCAGUGGUACCUUGACAACAUCUGGCCCGAGCAUUUCUUCCCCACCAAGGACGGAUUCUUCGGCAAGAUCCGUCAUGAGGCGCAGGACAAGUGCCUAAUCAGACCAGGAGGGCGGUUCGGGGGCAGCGUGCAACCCACAGGCAUGGCUACGCUGAAGGAGUGCGUCAUUGAGGUGUAUCCGCCACAGACCUUCGUGUUUAACAAGAAGGGCUACAUCAUGACGGACGAGAGCGUGUGUCUGGACUCCCCGGACUUCGACACGGCAACACAUCCUCAGGUCCGCGUGAUGGCGUGCAACGAAUUCGAUAGACAGCGGUGGACUUAUGACGAAACCUCGCGCCUGGUCAAGCACAUCAAGUCUGGCCUGUGUCUCGACCUCCCGUCCAAGAUGAAUCCUGAUACUCUCUCGCUGAAUAAGUGUGACACAUCCGCCAAGAAUCAGAGGUGGACUUUCCAGCAUGAGGAGUGGCUGAGAUAAUGGCAGGUGGAUGAGUGACUCUUGUGAUAGUGGACUGGGAGUAAAGAAGUGGGAAUAUGAUGAAUUGAUGUGGAAUAGAAUUGAGUGAUCGUGGUUUUUGUGAUUGUGAAGUGGAAGUAAUGGACCUUUCUACACGAGUGGAUGACAUAAUGGUUAAUGGGUGGGAGUGACGUGUGAUAGAGUGGAAGUAAACGUGACAAAGUGACAUGGAAUAGAAAUUAGUGAUAGUUGAUGCCAUGAUAAGAGAGGCAAUUAAAGUGUUCUUACCUAAUGAAAAAAAUAAUUAAGAUUGAAACUAAGGUUGAAAGUUACACUAAUAGAGUCACUGGUGGAUUUAAAACUAUGUAACUGAGUGAUAUUUGUCAUUGUGUAUGUGUAGUGGUGUGUGCAGUGUGUCUGUGUGGUGAGUGUGGUGUGGAGAGAUGUAAAGGUGUGUGUGGUAUGUAGUGUGUGUGAUGGAGAUGUGAUAACCUCUUGUGGUGUGUUAUGUCAGCAAAUCAAGAUAGGUGAGGUGGUUUCUUCUCACCUGUGUACCUGUGUGUGUAGUGACAGGUGUUUGUUAAGAUGAAACAUUCCUUUACAUAAUAAAACUUUAUCAUAAACUUA